This is a messenger RNA of Eupeodes corollae, 1341 nucleotides long. RefSeq names its product piggyBac transposable element-derived protein 4-like. The record is from RefSeq and is a predicted model, not a curated record. Lineage: Eukaryota; Metazoa; Arthropoda; Insecta; Diptera; Syrphidae. The transcript has 3 exons. Bases 1 to 1341 code for a protein of 446 amino acids.
AUGGACCCACAUCGGUUUUACGGAGGUAUCCAUACUACUAUCCAAAAUUUUCCCGACAACAGCAGUGACGAAGAUCUAUCGGAUGAUGAGCACGAGGUGAACAAAAAUCUUCCGGCUCUAUAUAUUCCAGAGUCUGAUGAAUCCGAUUGGGAAUUAGAGGAUAAUAUUCCUCUACCCCAUAUGAUACCUCCCUCAAGUAGAAGUGCGAGAGCUGAAAAACCCCGAUGGCGGGAUGGGUUUUUGGAAAAAUGUGUUCAUGAAACCGCAUUCACAGGUGAUACGACAUUACCUGAGGAAAUAAGGAGCUUGGAUACGCCAGUACAAUUCUACAAGUACUUGUUUACAGACGAAAUGUUCAAAUAUAUAGAGCAAGAAACUAUCCGAUACUCCUGUGAAAAACGUCCCGAAAAGAUUGCCCAUAUUACAGCAAUGGAACUUGAACAUGGUAGCUCUAGAUUCAGCUAUGACUUUGAACUUUAUACUGGAGCCCAAGGACAUGUAAAGUUGGUAACCGAUUUGCCAAAGAUUAAUACAUCCAGUGACGUUGUUGUUCGACUGGCGAGAACUAUUCCUGACGGAUUCAACUACAAAUUAUUCUUUGACAACUGGUACACGUCCUUACCGCUGUUGACUUAUCUUGCAAAGAAAGCGAUUUUACCGCUAGGAACAAUAAAAGCUAAUCGGAUUCCGGGAUAUAAAGUUCCUACCGAAAAGGAAUUGAAAAAAAGGAAGAGAAUUGUGAACCUUGCUUCGACAUAUGUCGGCAGCAAACCGUCUUCUGAAGUCCAACGCUUCAACAAAAAAGAAAAGAGCUACCAAACUGUAUCAUGUCCAAAGGCUGUCAUGGCAUAUAAUCGGCACAUGGGUGGAGUUGAUCUGUUGGAUGCUCUUCUUGGCUACUAUAGAAUACAAAUUAGAUCAAAAAAAUUUUACCACAGAAUAUUCUUCCACAUGAUCGACAUGACAGCCGUGAAUGCGUGGCUAUGGUACAGACGAACGCUUGAUGGUUCUGAGGCGUGGCUGCCACUAGCAGAUUUUAAGUGCGCGGUAGCCGAAGAUUUAUGCCAUGCCCGCAAACCAAGUACAACAAAUAAACGUGGACGACCCUUUUAUGUCAUGGAGAAUAAUCUACAAUUGAAGAAAUUGAAGGGACCUGUUGCCAUAAUGCCAUCGCAGGACGUUCGAUUAGAUCAAUUAGAUCACCUUCCUGUUUGGACCAUAAGACAGCGGUGUAAGGUUCCAGACUGCCCUGGAAGAUCUUAUGUGGAGUGCCGAAAAUGCAAAGUAAAUCUUUGUUUGAAUGGGAAAAGAAACUGUUUCACGAUAUUCCAUACUACAUAA